AUGGCCGAGCUGCGAACGCAGCUAGGUGAGGAUGACGAUGAGGAUGAGCCGGAGUACUUGCAGUUCAAGGUAAUCCUUCUUGGUGAUGGUGCUGUUGGAAAGACUUCGAUGGCAACACGAUUCUGCGAGGACCACUUUGCCAAGCAGUACAAGCAAACAAUAGGUUUGGACUUCUUUGUGAAGCGAGUGGUUCUGCCAGGCGACAUUCAUGUAUGUCUGCAGAUUUGGGACAUCGGUGGCCAAUCCAUUGGCGGCAAAAUGUUGAGCAACUACAUUUAUGGCUCCAGUGCUGUCGUGCUGUGCUAUGACAUUACGAACUACCAGAGCUUCCAACAUUUGGAGGACUGGCUGUUCCUGGUUAAGCGCACCUUCGACAAGACACCGCUCCCGUAUAUUGCGUUAAUGGCGAACAAGCACGACCUGGCGCACAUCCGAGCUGUCAAAGUAGACAAGCACAAUCAGUUUGCGGAAGAGAAUGACUUGUACAGCUAUUUCGUGUCCGCAAGGACAGGAGAUCAGGUUCAUGCAUCGUUUUUCCGCAUCGCCGCAGAUCUUGCAGGUGUCACCUUGACGAAGCCCGAGCUGGAGGUUGCGCAAAAGCCAACCAAGGCCGAGCUGGUAAACCAUCCCAGAAACGAUCCCGCGCAUCCUGAGGCCAACGCGGACGACAUAGCCAAAGAGAAGAAGUGCUCCAUCAUGUAA
Symbiodinium natans is the source of this 702-nucleotide messenger RNA. The record is from the annotation of a GenBank genome assembly. Lineage: Eukaryota; Dinophyceae; Suessiales; Symbiodiniaceae.